AUGAAUGUCUCCUGGGUAUCAAAGGCCCACGAGGUCUUUGAAGUGCAGAGUGCGCAGCUAGCUUCCCAGGCGCCUCCUGAGCAGAGCAAGGACAUCACCAGGAGGAGGAUUUCAAUAACCAAGAACUAUCAGCAUGUCUUGGCUUUGGUAUUUGCUGUAAAUGAGAUUAAUGGGGAUCCUCAACUUUUACCAAACAACACACUGGGCUUCCAAAUCCUCAACAGCUACUAUGUUGCAAGGAUGACCUACAAGGCCAUCUUGUCCCUUCUUUCCACCCAAGAGAGAUUUGUCCCCAACUUCAAGUGUGUUACCCAGAAAAAUCUAAUAGCUGUCAUUGGAGGAUUUUUGUCCAGAACAUCUGUCAGUAUGGCCACCAUUUUAUCCAUCUACAAGGCUCCACAGCUUGCUUAUGGGUCAUUUUCAAAAGUGCAUGAAGAGAAAACACUCUUCCAUUUCUUGUACCAGAUGGUCCCAAGUGAAACCCACCAGUACUGGGGGAUUGUCCGAUUACUGCUCUAUUUUACAUGGACUUGGGUUGGGCUUCUGACUGUGGAUGAUGACUAUGGGGACAAGUUUUUGCAGACAAUACUACCAAUCCUAGCCAAGAAUAGCAUUUGCUUUGCAUUCAUGUUAAAAUUACCAAAACCGGCUUACGUGGAAGAGUUUGUAAAUUUGCUUUUAAUGCAGUGGGAAUGGUACCCAGUUCUCAUGGAUGGGAAAGCCAAUGUAUGUUGUGUAUAUGGAGAACCUUCAGUCAUGACCAUAUUGAGAAUACUAUUGUUUCAGGCCCCCAUGUUUUCUUUACCCCCACUAGGAAAAGUGUGGAUUAUUACAUCCCACUGGGACUUCGAAUCAGUCUCUCUUCAAAGGAUCUGGAAUAUAGACUCUUUCCACGGUGCCCUCUCAAUUACAAUUCACUCCAAUCAGCCACCAGGAUUCCAAAAAUUCCUUCAGGUCAUAAGACCUUCCUGGACAAAAGGAGAUGGCUUUAUCCAGAACUUCUGGGAACAAGCCUUCAGCUGUUCACUGAAAACGUUUACUACUCAGGUGGAAUAUAAAAAAGUCUGCACUGGGGAUGAGAAGCUGGAGAGCCUUCCCAGGGUGUUGUUUGAGAUGAGCAUGACUGGCUACAGCUACAAUGUCUACAAUGCUGUCUAUGCAGCAGCUCAUGCUUUGCAUGAAAUGUACAUGUCCAAAUCCAAACUCAGGAUUCCGGAUUUCCAGAAUGGAAAGCCAUGGCAGGCAGUUCUUCCACUUUCUGUGUGCAACAACCACUGCUAUCCUGGCUCCAGCAGGAAAAGGAAGGAGGGAGAGAAAUUUUGCUGCUAUGAUUGUGCUCCAUGUCCAGAAGGAAGUUUCUCUGAUGAGAAGGACAUGGAUACUUGUAUAAAGUGCCCAGAAGAUCUCUAUCCCAGCAAAGACCGAAACCAAUGCCUUCCCAAAAGUGUCACUUUCCUUUCUUAUGAAGAACCAUUAGGAAUCAUCCUAGCUACAAUGGCUAUAUCUUUCUCCCUGAUAACAGCUUUGGUGCUUGGAACCUUUGUGAUGAAUCAGAAUACUCCCAUUGUUAAAGCCAACAACAGAAGACUCACCUACUUUCUCCUCAUCUCACUCUUUCUGUGCUUCCUUUGCUCGUUGCUCUUCAUUGGACAGCCGGGACAGGUGACCUGCCUUUUCAGGCAAAGUACAUUUGGCAUCAUCUUCUGUGUGGCCCUCGCUAGUGUUUUGGCCAAAACUAUUACUGUAGUUUUGGCAUUCAUGGUGAGCAUGCCAGGCUCUGGGAUGAGGAAAUGGGUGGGGAAAAGACUGGCAAAUUCUAUAGUCUUUUCCUGCUCCUUUAUUCAGGUAGGUAUAUGUGCCCUUUGGUUAAGCACCUCUCCUCCAUUCUCAGAUAUGGACAUGCACUCAUUUUCUGAGAAAAUCAUACUGGAAUGCAAUGAGGGUUCUGUUCUCAUGUUUUACUGUGUCCUGGGCUACAUGGGUUUCCUGGCAAUUGUUUGCUUCAUUGUGGCUUUCAUGGCCAGGAAGUUGCCUGACAGUUUCAACGAAACUAAAUUAAUCACUUUCAGCAUGUUGGUCUUCUGCAGUGUUUGGGUGUCCUUUGUUCCAACAUACUUAAGCACCAAAGGGAAAUCCAUGGUGAUUGUGGAGAUCUUCUCCAUCUUAUCCUCCAGUUCUGGUUUACUGGUUUGCAUCUUUUGCCCUAAAUGCUAUAUCCUUUUGUUGAGGCCUGAGAUGAAUAGCACACAAAGAAUAAAAACAAAUAACACACACAAAAAAAGUAAAAAUAAAACAAACACAAUGCAUAGGCUGGACCUACGCACUCGGUCCCAGCUUCUGCAUUACGACAUUUUGGUGCCCCUCAGGGAGGCUCAGAAGAGAUAG
Messenger RNA from Heteronotia binoei (common prickly gecko), 2385 nucleotides. Its product is annotated as vomeronasal type-2 receptor 26-like. Gene Ontology annotation, cellular component: membrane. Gene Ontology annotation, biological process: G protein-coupled receptor signaling pathway. Gene Ontology annotation, molecular function: G protein-coupled receptor activity. Lineage: Eukaryota; Metazoa; Chordata; Lepidosauria; Squamata; Gekkonidae. The record is from RefSeq and is a predicted model, not a curated record. The coding region runs from base 1 to 2385 and encodes 794 amino acids. The transcript is spliced from 7 exons.